Messenger RNA from Chinchilla lanigera (long-tailed chinchilla), 2672 nucleotides. It is a transcript of the gene Tcirg1, whose product is annotated as T-cell, immune regulator 1, ATPase, H+ transporting, lysosomal V0 subunit A3. The coding region runs from base 113 to 2605 and encodes 830 amino acids. Gene Ontology annotation, molecular function: ATPase binding; proton-transporting ATPase activity, rotational mechanism. The transcript has 20 exons. Gene Ontology annotation, biological process: proton transmembrane transport; vacuolar acidification. The record is from RefSeq and is a predicted model, not a curated record. Lineage: Eukaryota; Metazoa; Chordata; Mammalia; Rodentia; Chinchillidae. Gene Ontology annotation, cellular component: vacuolar proton-transporting V-type ATPase complex; vacuolar proton-transporting V-type ATPase, V0 domain; plasma membrane.
UCUGUCCCCGCCCACCCCGCCUGGAGUGAGCGGCGCGGCCCGAGGCAAGGGUGCAGUGUCUACCUGAUCCGGUUGAGAUUUGAGAACGGAGAGGCUUGGCCCACCAGAGACCAUGGGCUCCAUGUUCCGUGGCGAGGAAGUAGCCCUGGUGCAGCUCUUCCUGCCCACAGCAGCCGCCUACACCUGCGUGAGCCAGCUGGGCGAGCUGGGCCUCGUGGAGUUCAGAGAUCUCAAUGCAUCGGUGAGCGCCUUCCAGAGACGCUUUGUGGUGGAUGUCCGGCGCUGUGAGGAGCUGGAGAAGACUUUCACCUUCCUGCAGGAGGAGGUGCGGCGGGCUGGCCUGGCCCUGCCCCUGCCUGAGGGGAGGCUGCCCGCGCCCCCACCUCGUGAACUGCUACGCAUCCAGGAGGAGACAGAUCGCUUGGCCCAGGAGCUGCGUGACGUUCGGGGCAACCAGCAGGAGCUGCGGGCCCAGCUACACCAGCUGCAGCUCCAUGAGGCCGUGCUGGGCCAGAGCCACGGCCCCCCGCUGGCAGCUGCCCACACGGAUGGUCCCUCCUCAGAGAGAAGUCCCCUGCUGCCGCCCCCUGGGGGGCCACACCAGGACCUGAAGGUCAACUUUGUGGCAGGUGCUGUGGAGCCCCACAAGGCCGCCGCCCUGGAGCGCCUGCUCUGGAGGGCCUGUCGUGGCUUCCUCAUUGCCAGCUUCCAGGAGAUGGAACAGCAGCUGGAGGACCCCGUGACAGGUGAGCCUACGAGGUGGAUGACCUUCCUCAUCUCCUACUGGGGCGAGCAGAUUGGACAGAAGAUCCGCAAGAUCACAGCAUGCUUCCACUGCCACGUCUUCCCAUACCUGGAGCAGGCAGAGGCCCGGCGGGGGGCCCUGCAACAGCUGCAGCAGCAGAGCCAGGAGCUGCAGGAGGUCCUAGGGGAGACGGAACGGUUCCUGAGCCAGGUGCUGGGCCGGGUGCAGCAGCUGCUGCCCGCAGGACAGAUGCAGAUCCGGAAGAUGAAGGCUGUGUACCUGGCCCUCAACCAGUGCAGUGUGAGCUCCACACACAAGUGCCUCAUUGCCGAGGCCUGGUGUGCCGUGCUCGACCUGCCCACUCUGCAGCAGGUGCUGCAGGACAGCUCGAGUGAGGCGGGAGUGAGUGCCGUGGCUCACCGCAUCCCCUGCCAGGACAUGCCCCCGACUCUCAUCCGCACCAAUCGCUUCACUGCCAGCUUCCAGGGCAUUGUGGACGCCUACGGUGUGGGCCGCUACCAGGAGGUCAACCCUGCACCCUACACCAUCAUCACCUUCCCCUUCCUCUUUGCGGUGAUGUUCGGCGACGUGGGCCACGGGCUCCUCAUGUUCCUCUUCGCCCUGGCCAUGGUGCUUGCAGAGAACCGGCCGGCCGUGAAGGCCGCACAGAAUGAGAUCUGGCAGACCUUCUUCGGGGGCCGCUAUCUGCUUCUGCUCAUGGGCCUGUUCUCUGUGUACACCGGCUUCAUCUACAACGAAUGCUUCAGCCGAGCCACCACCAUCUUCCCCUCUGGGUGGAGCGUGGCCGCCAUGGCCAACCAGUCUGGCUGGAGUGAUGCAUACCUGACCCAGCACCCACUGCUCACCCUGGACCCCAAUGUCUCUGGUGUCUUCCUAGGACCCUACCCCUUCGGCAUUGACCCGGUCUGGAGCCUGGCCACCAACCACCUGAGCUUCCUCAAUUCCUUCAAGAUGAAGAUGUCUGUCAUCCUGGGUGUCAUCCACAUGGCCUUCGGGGUGAUCCUGGGUGUCUUCAACCAUGUGCACUUUGGCCAGGGCCACCGGCUGCUGCUGGAGACAUUGCCCGAGCUCAUCUUUCUGCUGGGCCUCUUUGGCUACCUCGUCUUCCUGGUUGUCUACAAGUGGCUGUGCAUCACAGCCGCCAGCUCUGCCUCCGCCCCCAGCAUCCUCAUCCACUUCAUCAACAUGUUCCUCUUCUCCAGCAGCCCCACCAACCGGCCGCUCUACCACAUGCAGGAAGUGGUGCAGUACGUACUGGUGGUCCUGGCCUUGGCCUCGGUGCCUGUCCUGCUGUUGGGCACACCUUUGUACCUGCUGCGCCGGCAGCGCCACCUCCAGAGAAGGCCUGCGGUGGGACAGGAUGAGGACAAGGCCAAACUUACGGACUCCCCUGAUGCCUCUGAGAGUGGCUGGGGUCCUGAUGAGGAGAAGGCAGGGUGCUCUGGGGACGAAAAGGAAGCUGAGCUUGUUCCCUCCGAGGUCUUCAUGCACCAGGCCAUCCACACCAUCGAGUUCUGCCUCGGCUGCAUCUCCAACACGGCCUCCUACCUGCGCCUCUGGGCCCUGAGCCUGGCCCAUGCCCAGCUGUCGGAGGUCCUGUGGGCCAUGGUGAUGCGCGUGGCCCUGAGUGCAAACCUCAAGGUGGGCAUGCAGGCCGUGGCGCUGGUCUCUGUCUUUGCCGCCUUCGCCGUGCUGACCGUUGCUAUCCUGCUGGUGAUGGAGGGGCUCUCGGCCUUCCUGCAUGCACUGCGGCUGCACUGGGUGGAGUUCCAGAACAAGUUCUACUCAGGCACUGGCUACAAGCUGAGCCCCUUCACCUUUGCUGCGAAGGAUGAAUAGCACCCCAGCGCGUCCUUACCUCCUUAAGCCAGGAAAGCAAUAAAGAGCAGGCAGGCCUGCAACAGCA